CAUCCCAAGGGAAACCUCUGCCCAUUUGAGACAACUCCUCUUAGGGCUGUUGCAACGAAAUUACAAAGACCGAAUGGAUUUUGAUGAAUUUUUCCACCACCCCUUCCUGGAUGCCAGUACUUCUAUGAAAAAAUCUGCUUCUGUGCCAAUGCCUUCUUACCCAAGCUUGGGCUCCGGAAGCUCUUCUAGCAGUUCCUCCACUUCUCACUUAGCAUCACCUCCUUCGCUUGGUGAGAUGCCCCAUCUCCAGGAGAAGACCCCAGCCUCCCCACAGCCAGGCUCCCCAGCUUUCCUCCACCGGUCAAAGGAAUCGGCGGAAAGCAGCAGCAAAAAUUCAUCCUGCGACACCGAUGACUUUGUGAUGGUGCCAGCCCAGUUUACAAGUAAGAGGAGUUUGAUGCUAAAGCUGGGGGGAACUUGGGUGGAACACGGGUGGUAGAGAAAUGGUGCAUUUUGGAACAUCGGUGUUCUCACCUAGGCU
Messenger RNA from Thamnophis sirtalis, 481 nucleotides. Lineage: Eukaryota; Metazoa; Chordata; Lepidosauria; Squamata; Natricidae. The record is from RefSeq and is a predicted model, not a curated record.